Passer domesticus (house sparrow) is the source of this 1807-nucleotide messenger RNA. RefSeq names its product microfibril associated protein 2 (gene MFAP2). Gene Ontology annotation, biological process: embryonic eye morphogenesis. The record is from RefSeq and is a predicted model, not a curated record. NCBI's taxonomy places the organism in Eukaryota, Metazoa, Chordata, Aves, Passeriformes, Passeridae. The coding region runs from base 1000 to 1677 and encodes 225 amino acids. The transcript has 9 exons. Gene Ontology annotation, cellular component: microfibril.
GCCGCACUGAUCCCGUGGCCACACUGAGCCCAUGGCCACCCUGAUCCCAUGGCCACCCUGAUCCCAUGGCCACCCUGAUCCCAUGGCCACCCUGAUCCCAUGGCCAUGCUGAUCCCAUGGCUGCAGCCCAGAGGAGCAGGAGGUGGAGGAGGAAUGGGCGAGAAAAUCCAGAGGAGGAGAAGGAUCCAGCAUGGCUCUUCCUGCAGGAUUCCCCCACUCCCACACUGGCCACCAGGGCCACUUGGGCCUCUCAUGGCCUGCCCAGGCUGCCAGGAAGGGGGUCCCUGAUGUCCCCAGUGCCCCAGCUGUGUCACUGUGAAGCCCCAGUCCCCUCUAGAUGUGUAGGGAGUUUACAGUCCCCGUUCCCAGCUUGCCGAGGCUGCUGCUCCAUCCCCAGCGCCUGGGCCCCUUCUCCGCUUGGAAUGCUCGGGCAGAGCACCUCUGCUUGGGGAUGGGACCUCUGUAGCAUUACAGACCCCACAAAUUCUCUAUUUUUUAACUCUUCCCCGUCGGGAAGGCAACAGUGCCGCUCGCGGGCUCCGGACGGGGCUGUCACGGGUCUUGUCCAAUAAAUUAACACUUAUUUUCUUGGCUGCUGGUCUGUGCUGCCCGCUGGGGGUGGAUUUGGGAUGGCACGGGUGAGUAUCUGUGGAGCAGGAGGAGGUUUUGGGGUCACCUCGUUCCCAGGCAGGCUGGGAAACGCUCAGUGCUCGAAAGCAGGGCCUGGAGCCAGGGAUGACACCGCUGGGAUUCCUGCAGCCCAAACUGGGCUGAACAACCUCUCUCCAGCUGGAAUUUCCUAGAAAAUAACAAUAAUCGCUGGAAAAGCCCAGGUGUCCUGGCUGAGACUCCGAAACCUCGCUCCUUCCACCGAGGAACAGCCGGCGCCGCAUCCCGCAGGGAAGGAGCAGCUCCCGGAGGGUCUGGGAGAAAAACCCUCCCGGGGUUUUCCAGCUGCCUCCCAGGAUCCCGGGCUGCUUCCUGCAGGGAUUCGCUUCCAUGGAAAAAUCUGAACCCCCUCCGAGCGCCGGCGGCGCCUCCCCGCCCUGGGGAGCUGGGAUUAGCUCAGGAAAUGAGGCACAAGCAGAGACUCCUCCGGCUGCUCCCGCCCUUUCCCGUCAUUCCAGCAGGAUGAGAGCGGCGGAGCUCCUGGUGCUGUGUCUGCCCGCGCUCCUGGUGCAGGGACAGUUCAGCAGGUUCGAGGGCAUCACCUACCCCGAGCCAGUCCAGUACUCCCAGUACGACCAGCAGGCAGAAAUUCAGGAUUACUACGACUACCACGAUGUCACCCCCCGAGCCCCGGAGGAGCAGUUCCGGUACCAAUCCCAGCAGCAAUCCCAGCAGGAAACCGUGCCGGCCCCGACCCCAGCUGCGGUGCCCGAGACGGAGCCCACGGAGCCGGGACCGCUCGACUGCCGGGAGGAGCAGUACCCCUGCACCCGGCUCUACUCCGUGCACAAGCCCUGCAAGCAGUGCCUGAACGAGAUCUGCUUCUACAGCCUCCGCCGGGUGUACGUCAUCAACAAGGAGAUCUGCGUCCGCACCGUGUGCGCCCACGAGGAGCUGCUGCGAGCCGACCUGUGCCGGGACAAGUUCUCCAAGUGCGGGGUGAUGGCCACGAGCGGCCUGUGCCAGAGCGUGGGCGCGUCCUGCGCCCGCAGCUGCGGCGGCUGCUGAGCCGCGGCCCCGCCGCGCACCCGCCCCGCGCCGCCGCAGCUCCCGUGCAUGAAGGAGCAGCUCCCGUGCAUGAGGGAGCCGCUCCCCGAGACCCCGGGAUUCCUCUUCUCCUUGUGCACAUAAUAAUUAA